Messenger RNA from Fonsecaea nubica, 2334 nucleotides. RefSeq lists its product as hypothetical. Bases 1 to 2334 code for a protein of 777 amino acids. The record is from RefSeq and is a predicted model, not a curated record. Lineage: Eukaryota; Fungi; Ascomycota; Eurotiomycetes; Chaetothyriales; Herpotrichiellaceae. The transcript has 2 exons.
AUGGCAUCCGACUCGGACAGCUGGGAAGACAUCUUGGAUGACGAACUACCCUCAAUCCGUUCUAGAAAAGAUUCCCUCAUCCCCGUCCCCGACGACAUGUCUCGUCCUGGAGACGAGCUUUGUGGUAUCUGCAAAGAACUCAAGCUGGCACCGAGACGAUUCGUUGUUCUCCCGGGCGACGAGGAACAUGGCCAAACGAACAAGCCCGACAAGCUGUCCAUGCACCUCGGUCAGGUGGAAGAUAUGAGGAACAAGACGAACUGCCCGCUGUGCCGUCUGGUACUCGCAGCUCUAGGCGGAGACAAAGUCCCAACGCAUCAGAACGACGACCCGGUCGUGGUGGACUUGAGCUGGAACACCAACGGCCCGUCCUUGGGUCCGUGGAGUCGUCGAGCUGAAGUUCGUAUCCUGAGGCCAUACGCACGCACGCAGAAGGGAGGCUUUGUACCCGAUCUCAACCUGUUCCCUGAAAUCACCCUCUUGGCCAACGACUCACCGACCGAGUCCGUCACCUACUUCAUCCGCCCUGUCCGUAGGGACAUGAUCGAUUUCACCCUGGUGCGAGAAUGGCUGGAUGUAUGUCGGACGCGCCACGGCGAAGCCUGCCGGUCGAAUCCGAUUCUCAAAGAGUUGCGCCGAUCCCAUCCAGCCAAAGAGGUGCCCCAGUUCCGAUGCAUUGAUGUCGAAAACGACUGUCUGGUCCUCCUGCCGGUUGGGUCCCGUUAUGUCGCGUUGAGCUACGUCUGGGGCUCCAAAAAGUUCUUUGCAACCCUCGACACCAACGUCCACGCACUUGAAGAGCCCGGCGCACUGAAAGAUCCCCAGUAUCUGGACCAGAUACCGCCGACCAUCAAGGACGCCAUCGAGGUUGUGAGGGAGAUUGGCAUGAAAUACUUGUGGGUCGACAACCUCUGCAUUGUCCAGAAUGAUGCCGAGAUAAAAACCCCGACGAUCAAGACGAUGGACUUGGUCUACGGUGCGGCAGACCUGGUGAUAGUCGCUGCGGGUAGUCCAAAUGCGUAUUCCGGCAUUGCGGGCGUUCGGCCCAAAUCUCGAGACUGGGGACCACCGGUCGAACAAAUUGCCCCAGGGUUUCGACUGGCGUUUAGGUCUAGGUAUGCCGAUAGUAUGCAAGCGACGCCGUACAACGCGCGCGGCUGGACAUACCAAGAGACUCAUUUCGCCCUCCGUUCUCUCAUAUUCAUUGACGAUACAGUCGCCUUUCGCUGCAGUGGUAACGACGCAUGGGAGGAGCAUGUAUUUGAACGUCCACACGAACUCCGGGGGGGAGGAGGUGGUCACGGCGGCGCAUACGAAGGCGACGAUAUCGGCAAAUACGAAGGCCUCAUCCAAUUCUAUUCGGAACGCCUGCUGUCCCACGCAGACGACGUGUACAAUGCUUUUGCCGGGGUGGCGCGAGAACUGAGAUGCCGGCUCGACACCGACCUCUGUCAUGGAACCCCGACGGUCUACUUUGACUGGUUUCUGCUUUGGGGCCCACUCUCGGAGCAGCAACGCCGUCUUCGGCCCACGACUGGUUUGCCUAUUGGCCCGAGCUGGUCCUGGUCUGGUUGGGAGGGCUGUUCGUGGCCGAGGAUGUGGGACUGGUACAACAGGAGCAUUAAGCGCAUCAAAAGAGCGAUCCGGAAGCGGACCUGGAUCAUUUGGUACGAAAGAGAGAACCACGAGUCGACAAACUGCAGGCGACUUGUGAGACACAACGAAGUGAACGAUGCCGUGGGUUCUAGCUUACGAGCCAAUCGAAACUUUUACGGCUCCCGGUUUCAGCUUCGUUUUGACGGCAUCGACUGCUCGCGGACCGAGCCCACGAAGCUGGCGUUGGCAGAAAUCAACCCUCCAAACCACGUCCCAGAUAUUCUCAGCAGUCGCGGCGGUUCGGGAUUCCUUCAGUUCUGGACGGUGUCGCUCAUCCUCAAGAUCGACGAGCCGACGUCUCCCGACAAAGCCAAAGGACCGCCGCAUCAACGCAAACGGCUCGGGAUCUUUGGCCGCAGCGGACACGAACUCGGUCUGAUCGAGGUACAACCUCCCUGGUAUUCCGGUCCUCAGGAGAGAGAAUUCAUCCUCGUUUGCGAGGGGAGAGACGAGCGGGCGGAGGAUGGCAUGAUCGACGACGAGGAGGGUUGGAGAUACAUGGCCAUGUUGAUCGAAUGGACGGACAAGGACGGUAACAAAACGGCAUUGGGAUCGAUCACUUCCAAUGGCAAGCCUAGCAUGUAUGCUGAAAGAGUGGCCAUUGGGUCUGUGGGAAAGACGGACUUGAACGAGGGGCUUGGGGAUGGAGCGAUUUGGAAGGAAAUCAUCCUCGGUUGA